AUGCCAAUGCGCCUCCACCUCCACCACCUCCUCCUCCUCGCCGCCGCCGCCGCGGUGGCGGGGGCUGCCGGUGUCGCGGCCACGGCCGACGCGGACGCGCUGCUGGCGGCGAAGGCGGCGCUGUCGGACCUGGCCGGCGCGCUGGCGUCCUGGACGAACGCCACCGGCCCCUGCGCGUGGUCCGGCGUGACGUGCAACGCGCGCGCCGCGGUCAUCGGGCUGGACCUCUCCGGCCGGAACCUCUCGGGCCCGGUCCCCGCCGCGCUGUCCCACCUCGCGCACCUCGCGCGCCUCGACCUCGCCGCGAACGCGCUCUCGGGCCCCAUCCCGGCGCCGCUGUCCAGGCUGCAGUCCCUCACCCACCUCAACCUCUCCAACAACGUGCUCAACGGCACCUUCCCGCCGCCGCUCGAGCGCCUGUCGUCGCGUUGCCGAUGCUCCGCCACCUCCACCUCGGCGGCAACUUCUUCUCCGGCGAGAUCCCGCCCGAGUACGGCCGGUGGCGGAGGCUGCAGUACUCGCCGUCUCCGGGAACGAGCUGUCGGGGAAGAUCCUCCGGAGCUCGGCGGCCUCACCAGCCUCAGGGAGCUCUACAUUGGCUACUACAACAGCUACUCUGGCGGGAUUCCGCCGGAGCUCGGCAACAUGACGGAUCUCGUCCGCCUCGACGCCGCCAACUGCGGGCUCUCCGGCGAGAUUCCGCCGGAGCUCGGGAAUCUUGCCAACCUCGACACGCUCUUCCUGCAGGUGAACGGGCUCGCCGGCGCCAUUCCGCCGGAGCUGGGUCGGCUCAGGAGCCUCAGCUCGCUGGACCUGUCCAACAACGCGCUCACCGGCGAGAUUCCAGCGAGCUUCGCCGCGCUCAAGAACCUCACUUUGCUCAACCUCUUCCGCAACAAGCUCAGGGGCAGCAUCCCCGAGCUCGUCGGCGACCUGCCAAGCCUCGAGGUGCUGCAGCUCUGGGAGAACAACUUCACCGGCGGCAUCCCGCGCCGUCUCGGCCGCAACGGACUGCUCCAGCUGGUCGACCUCUCGUCCAACAGGCUCACCGGCACCCUCCCGCCGGAGCUCUGCGCCGGGGGCAAGCUGGAGACGCUCAUCGCGCUCGGCAACUUCCUCUUCGGCUCAAUCCCGGAAUCACUGGGGAAAUGCGAGGCACUCUCCCGCAUCCGCCUCGGCGAGAACUACCUCAACGGCUCCAUCCCGGAGGGUCUCUUUGAACUGCCGAAUCUGACGCAGGUUGAGCUGCAGGACAACCUCCUGUCCGGCGGCUUCCCGGCGGUGACCGGCACCGGCGCGCCGAAUCUGGGGGCCAUCACUCUCUCCAAUAACCAGCUCACCGGCGCGCUGCCGGCGUCCAUUGGGAAUUUCUCAGGUUUGCAAAAAUUGCUUCUUGACCAGAAUGCAUUCUCCGGCGCAGUACCGCCAGAGAUUGGCCGGCUGCAGCAGUUGUCUAAGGCUGACCUGAGCGGCAAUGUGCUUGACGGCGGUGUGCCGCCGGAGGUUGGGAAAUGCCGGUUGCUCACCUACCUGGACCUCAGCCGGAACAACCUGUCCGGGGAGAUACCGCCGGCCAUCUCUGGCAUGCGAAUACUCAACUACCUGAACCUGUCCCGGAACCACCUUGAUGGAGAGAUACCGGCAACCAUUGCUGCAAUGCAGAGCCUCACGGCCGUCGACUUCUCAUACAACAACCUGUCUGGCCUCGUGCCGCAACUGGGCAGUUCAGCUACUUCAAUGCGACGUCGUUCGUCGGCAACCCGGGGCUGUGUGGGCCGUACCUUGACCAUGCCAUUCUGGUGGCGCCGGCACAGGCCAUGGUGCACACACCCAUGGUGGCAUGUCCAAUACCUUCAAGUUGCUCAUCGUCCUCGGCUUGCUUGUCUGCUCCAUUGCGUUUGCUGCCAUGGCAAUCUGGAAGGCCCGAGAAUUCCUGAAAUCAACCAAUCCUUUAUUGGAUUGCUAUCCUGUGGAUCUACAGAGUAUGCAUAUACCCUCAAGGUCGAUGAGAAGAGCGAUGUCUACAGCUUUGGUGUCGUUCUUCUUGAGCUGGUCACCGGAAAGAAGCCAGUAGGGGAGUUUGGGGACGGCAUCGACAUUGUCCAGUGGGUCAAGACGACGACGGAUGCAAACAAGGAGCAGGUGAUCAAGAUCAUGGACCCCAGGCUGUCAAUCGUGCCAGUGCACGAGGUGAUGCACGUCUUCUACAUCGCGCUACUCUGCGUCGAGGAGCAGAGCGUGCAGCGGCCUACGAUGCGGGAGGUGGUGCAGAUGCUCAGCGAGCUUCCGAAGCCAGCUGCAAGGCAAGGAGACGAACCUCCCAGCGGUGAUGAUGGUUCCGCCGCACCAUCUGAUCCUCCAGCAGCAGAUGGAUCUGUCGAAGCGCCGGCAUGA
Miscanthus lutarioriparius is the source of this 2394-nucleotide messenger RNA. NCBI's taxonomy places the organism in Eukaryota, Viridiplantae, Streptophyta, Magnoliopsida, Poales, Poaceae. The record is from the annotation of a GenBank genome assembly.